UGUGCCUGUCGCUCUGAGCGGGUGUGUGAUUUCAAGCCCAUUCUGCUCACUUGUUUGCGCCGUGUGGGUCUCCUGAAGCGCGACGACAUCACAGAGCUAGGUGGAAUCGGUCGGAACCACUGCGUGUUGAAGACAAAACUGUAUUAACUUAGCCUUAUGGAGAUGGUGUUCAGUAAGCAUAAUUGGUUUUCGUAACGUUAGAAGUAUACGGGGCAACGAGAAAGAUGGACUUAGCCUUCAAGAGUCACACUCCACGGAGUUCUCCGCUCACCAGUAGUUUGACCUCACCGUAGUUGCAGUGGGCGAGAUCCUGGUGGUGGGGUCGUUUCUGGCUGAACAAGUGGCAAUCGGAUGGAUAAACGACUCUACACUUCUCGGGAGAGGAACAAAACAAUGAUCAUGUCGGUUUUACCCUUGAAGAAAUUGAGACGCAACGGCAGAUAUCUUUUUGGAGUGAUCCUGGUCUUGGGGUUUGUCGCAGUCUUCCACGAGUUCGUCGCUGCAAAUACAUGGAGCAACAACCACCCCAAUGCUGCAACAGGAGAACUUAUUGGAGGGAGAGUACCAGAUGGGGGGGUGGCGGCGGGCUGCCCAAAGGGUUCGGAGCAGGAUUUGACCGCACUGCGUUCCCGCUUUACAGCGCAGGCUUGGAAGGCUGAGUACAAAGGACGGGCCAACCUGCACGUCUUUGAGGACUGGUGUGGGAGCUCCAUAGACCAGCUCCGGAAGAACCUGCACUACCCUCUGUACCCUCAUACCAGAACCACGGUCCUGAAGCUGGCUGCCUCGCCCCAGUGGACCAACUAUGGCCUCAGGAUCUUUGGCUACCUGCAUCCUUAUGCUGACGGGGAGUUUGUUUUUGCCGUGAGCUCUCAAGCCAAUUCUGAAUUCUGGCUCAGCGCGAAUGAGUCUCCCCUCGACUGCCGUCUACAAGCAUGGGUGGGCAAGACGGGCUCAGAGUGGACAGCACCCGGGGAGUACAACAAAUUUGCAAGUCAGACAUCAAGACCAGUUUGGCUGUCAGCACAGAGGAAGUACUUCUUUGAACUAAUCCAUAAGCAGGGGGACAGGGCUACGGACCAUGUGGCGCUAGCGUGGAAAAUCAACCAGGAAGGUCUGAGGUUCACGGUGGUCGGCUCCCAACACAUCUCCCUCUACACGAGCGAGUCGUCGCUGUUCAUGAGCGAAGUGGAUCACAUCCCGCAGACGGCCGGCAGCCACGCGAGAACGCCGCUCGACCAGCCUGGCAACAAGCCCGGUUACCAGGCCGACGGCCAGCCCUGCCACCCGCCCGGUCCGGACAUGCUCAGGGAAGACCCUAGAGACACCUUCUACCGGCGGCAGAUGAUCCCCGCCCGGACCCUUCGCAGCGUGCUGCCCGACUGCUCCUACAGUCCCAGCUACAUCAUCAAAGGCUACGAGCUCCUUCGCUACCAGGGCCUGCAGUUUGUGCACAUGACCUACAUCCACCCCAAUGACUACACGCGCCUCACACACAUGGAGACGGAGAACAGCUGCUUCUACCACGAGAGUGCCGAGUCUCUGAAGUACUUUGGACUGCCGCGGUACAUGAGUCUGGACCGGCCCGGGGGGCGCGGGGACCCGUUCCGUCAGAGAGACUCGCCUCUCCAGCAGAGUGACGAAGACCCGGAGGAAGAGGAUUACCGUGCUCCGGCGGGGGGCUGGGGGGGCGCCGACGACGGCCUCCACGUGGCGUACGACGAAGACGAAGACGACGAGACCGACGCUCAACGGCCCCGCCGCAACCUCUUGUCCCGGGGCGAGGCGGGGGAACCCCGAGGCAGGGUCCGGAACGCUUCGGACGCAGAGCCCCGCGCCCCGGCCCGGCGGCGGGACGCAGCGCGUCCGCGCGCCCAGCCGGGAGCGGCGGGACGCGGCGUCCACCAACCCGACGUAGCGCCUCAACCGAGGACCGACAGACCGCCGGCGCGGCAGGAGGUGAGGCCGCGGGACGCCGACAGACGCCCGGAGGUGAACGCAGACCAGGCGCGCGAUCGGGGGGACGCGUUCCGGAGGGCGAAGGCCCGGCCUGCGGUAACCCAGCAGCCCCCCCCGGCAGACCCGGUAGUCCGUAAGAGGAAGAGGAAGAGACGACCGGUGAAGGGGGGCGGAGGUGGAAAGCUGCGGGUGCCGACGGGGGUACCGGCGAAGGGCAGCCAGGACGGCUCUGUCCCUCAGCCGGCCGUCGCUGUGACGCCCCGCCCGGACCUCUCUGCCUCCCGUUCCAAAGGCCCCCACCUCCCCGCCCCGCAUAUCAAGCCCUACAGAGACCCCCACCCAGACCUCCCCGCCCCGCAUAUCAAGCCCUACAGAGACCCCCACCGAGACCUCCCCGCCCCGCAAAUCAAGCCCUCCAGAGACCCCCACCGAGACCUCCCCGCCCCCAGUACCAAGCCCUACAGAGACCCCCACCGAGACCUCCCCGCCCCCAGUACCAAGCCCUACAGAGACCCCCACCGAGACCUCCCCGCCCCCAGUACCAAGCCCUACAGAGACCCCGACGCGAUCAUCUCCGACCCUGCAAUAAAAAACCUCACCAAGAGGGCGGGGACCAACCACACCGACACGUCCACCGUCGUCAGGAGUGCGGAAGCGUUUUGGGACGAGGGGGGCGCCCGGGUGGCCCGAGGCGGGUCGAGGCGAUCCGGGUGGGACCAGGGGGGCGUCGAGGGGGACACCAGCUACGAGGAGGCGGCGCCGACGCCGCUGGUGUUCGACCCCGAGGUGGUGUGGAGCCAGACCUUCCAGGCGGACCAGCUGGACCUGCAGCUGCUGCGCUCCGAUUGGAUCGACCUGAACUGCAACGUGUCGGGCAACUUGCUGCUGCAGCCCGCCGACGCGCAGGCCGUCGUCCGGACCUACGUGGACAAGCUGAACCUCAAGCAUCAGGGGCGUUACACUCUGGUUCGAGUUGUGAACGUGGAGAAGCGCGUGGACCGCGCCCAAGGCAGCCGGUACCUCCUGGAGCUGGAGCUGAAGGACCCCAGUGGCGAGCUGCGCCGCCUGUCACACUACGUCUACAGUCUGAUUCGUUGGAAAAAGCCUCGAUCCAGGAGGUUACCGCCCCUUCGAUCCGUCCCGGAGGUCAUUCUGUGUAACCCGUUUGGUUUUCAGUGGAACCCCACUGCCACUGUCCACUUCAUUGUACCAGUGAAGAACCAGGCCCGCUGGGUCAUCCAGCUCAUCUCGGACAUGGAGGCGUUGUACCGCGUCACCAGAGACCGUGACUUCAGCCUCAUCAUCGUCGACUACGACAGCACAGACAUGGAUGUGAAGAAGGCCCUGGAUGCGGCCUCUCUUCCUCAGUAUGAAUACCUAAAGCUGAGUGGGAACUUCCAGCGUGCAGCUGGGCUUCAGGCUGGAGUUGACCUCAUCACUGACGACCACAGCAUCGUGUUCCUGUGUGACCUUCACAUCUCCUUCCCCAUGGCGAUCCUGGACAGCAUCAGGAAGCACUGCGUAGAAGGCUACAUGGCCUUCGCGCCCAUCCUCAUGAGACUCGACUGUGGAGCCACGCCCCAGGAACCCAGAGGCUACUGGGAGGUGAAUGGCUUUGGGCUGCUGAGUGUUUACAAGUCAGACCUGUUGGCCGCUGGGGGGAUGAACACCAGGGAGUUCACCGACCGCUGGGGAGGAGAGGACUGGGAGCUCCUCGACAGGAUACUGCAGUCAGGUCUGGAGGUGGAGAGGAUCCACCUCAGGAACUUCUUCCACUACUACCACUCCAAGAGGGGCAUGUGGAACCGCCGCACCAUGUCCAACUCCAGGGCCCCGCUGCGCUAGUGGCAACCCCAAUACCUUAACGCCUAACACGACGCACCCUGAGGACGGACCGGGCUCCCCGGGUGCUUUGAUGGUAAGGGCGCUGGCUCGGACGACCCUCUUUGCUCUCAGGGUUGAGCUCUGUACCACCAGUGCCCCCGCUGGAUGGAGGAGCACAUUGCACAGGAGAUACUACUGAUUGGGGAGUGCACAACCUUUACACUCCCAGAACAUUACGCUCCCGGAUCAAAUCCAUCACCAAAUCUGCCUUCUUUCACCUCAAAAACAUUUCCCUACUCCGCCCGACACCGUCCAACUCUGUGGCUGACACCGUCAUCACCUCCCGAAUGGCACCAUCGCAUUGGAGUCCUGUCCAGAGCUCCAAGCAAACCCCUGGAACCCUGAAACACUGGCUCCCCAUCAAAUCCGUUGGUUUGAAAGGCGCAAUAUAAAUUAAAUGUAUUAUUAUUCUUAUUAUAGCUCAGGCCCUACAUGAUGAUGCAACAAUCUGCUUCUGGGUGACUUGAACCGGAUGCUGCACAACUCGUCUGCUAGUUUGUAUUUAUUAUACCGAUCCUACUGAGAUUUUAUUUUUGUGUUUUGUGUUUUAUCUUCGAGAUAUAAGGGAGAUAUUUGUAAUGUAUAUAAGGAAUUAUUUUACUAUCCAGAGUUUUUAUAUUUCACAAGUAAUGUACUUUCAGAGGAUUGAAUGGGUUUUCAGAAGAUGCCUUUGCAUCAGCACACCAACGGAAACACGAAUCGAUGAUCGAUUGAUCUUGGUCUUACUAACUCAAAUAUGUUCACAUCAGUCACGCCUUCCCCACUAAUGUGAAUGCCAUAUAUGUGCCUUCUUUCCUCCUUCAUAUUUGAGGAACACGGUUGUUUAAAAAUACAUUUCUGUAAAUGACAUCGCACAACCUAGAACUAGGGUAACUAUUUUAAACCAUAGCCCAAAGUAAAUUUUCCCCAAAAACAGCUGUUGUUUCUCCGCUCAGACACAGAUAAUGGCAUUAAGUGAACUGUUCAAACUUUAAAUUUCCUCUUAUCAAUUCUUAUUUGAAGACAGGAAUAUUGGCAGCUAACGAAAUAUGCUACAUUCCAGUACAGAACUCUUAUUCUGUAAUGAACCCUCAACGCCAGCCAGAAUGUAUUUUUCAGCACAAUGGCAGUUUGUUAAUUCAUGUAUUUUCACUAUUCUCCACUUUUCAAAAUGUUAUUAGUUAGUAAUAAUUUAUGAUUCUUUUACCCACAAUUUUUGGGCUUCUCCAAUCUGAUACAAAUGUUCUAAGUUGAUUUUGUUGUGUUUUAUUUUUUGUUUUGUUGUUAAAUUAAAGUUAUGCCUUUUUAGAAUAUAAAAGAGGAUGCUAUUGUAUAUAUAUAUAUAUAUGUUUGGUUUAAGCAAAGGGUUUUUACAGUUAAAUUACACUCCAGGCUUUAGACAUAAUACCUCAUUUUCCCUCAGUACAGUGGGUCAUUUAAUGUCUGUCUUGUAUGUUCUGAUGUCUCUCAGGUGAAGAUUUCCCAAUACACUGUCUUGACAAAUUGGUUAUAAAUUAUUUUCUAAAA
Gadus morhua (Atlantic cod) is the source of this 5349-nucleotide messenger RNA. RefSeq names its product beta-1,4-N-acetyl-galactosaminyl transferase 3b (gene b4galnt3b). The record is from RefSeq and is a predicted model, not a curated record. Gene Ontology annotation, molecular function: acetylgalactosaminyltransferase activity. Gene Ontology annotation, cellular component: Golgi cisterna membrane. The coding region runs from base 352 to 3804 and encodes 1150 amino acids. The transcript is spliced from 21 exons. Lineage: Eukaryota; Metazoa; Chordata; Actinopteri; Gadiformes; Gadidae.